GCAAUAAUACGAAAACGCAAAAAUGUUGAAGAAAAGUAUAACUUUGUUGAAAGAAAAAUAAAUUGAAAGGAAACGCAACAAACGACGACGUUGCUUUCUUUUUUUUUUUCGCACCAUGUGAUUUUAGUAUUUUACGCUUUCAGACCCCCCACAACGGCUAGUUUCCUAGUGACCGUUUCCCGUCGCCCAAAAUUCAAAAUCUGAACCCACCGUUAAUCUUCUCCACAUACCGCAAUUCCCGGAAACAUUUUUCAAUUGUCAAACAACACUCGCAAACAAAAACUAAAAUUCAAAUCCAAACUCAAACUCUGGCAACUUCCCAAAUUCGAUCUCUGUUAAACCCAUUUGGCAAUUCGAAUCAAGAACCCAGAAUUUCAAAAAUGGUGUAUUCGUACGCGCCCACAUACUACUCCACUCUCCACGACUCGAUGACCUCCCUGUGCAAGUCCAUUCUUCCCUUCGGCUUCAAGAAGCGGCGGUUGCCAGCGGCGGAGCAGAAGCUUUCGAAGCUGCAGUCGGAUAACCUCAAGUGGCAGCAGGACUCUUUCCACCAGAUGAUGAACUUGAUGGGUCUACACAAAGAAGGGAUCUUGGCUGAGACCGAGGUCUCCGCUUUCCGAUUGCAUUUGCUCGAAACCCUUGUCGCCUCACCAGUGGCGGAGCACGAACAGCCGGUUAUUCUGAGGGACAAGUUGCUGUUCUUGCAGGAGCUCUUGUAUGCGAAAUGCAUAUCGGAAGACGAAUACCAUUCUUCGAAGAGGCCGUUGCUGCAGCGAUUAGCAGCUCAGGGAGCUGAGGUCGAGGCUAAAGAUGUAAUCGCUUCAGGAUCGCUGCCAGCGAAGGACCUGAAAGAGAAUGCAGAUCAAGAGCAGUGGUCUGAAAUUGACUUGAAGGACGAGAAAUGCUUGCUAACGAAAGACAAAGGGAGUUCAAAUUCGAAGAACAAAUUGAAGCACAGCUCGGCAGUGAAGCAAAUCAAAGGGGCAGCUUCGGUGUUGGGAUUCGUAUCACCUUUCAAACAAGGGAAAAACAGGGGAGAAAAGAGCAUAUUCGAUCUGCCCGACUCGUCCAAAUUCUCUUCCGCCAGCUCUUCUAAGCAUGAAGCAGGAGAUCAAUCGUCGAUUCUCAUGCCAGAAAGCUUGACACAGGUUGCGAUGAAAGAGAGUGGGAGCGCAGAUCGAACGAGGAGGAAGCCGUUUAGGAAUCUGUUUCAGAGAGAACAGAGAGAGGGACAGGAGGAUCAUGGCCAUGAAAAUGAACAAACACCUUCGAAAUCGGCGAAAAAGCAAUGGGGUUUUGAUGGAUUCAAGAAGUGGAAGAGGAGUGACUCGGAAGAGAAUGAGACAACUCCGUUGCCGCUAAACGAAAGAUCAGAUAGUGAGGUUCACCUGAAGCUUGUCCCAAGCUCCAUGGGUGAAGGGCCAGACACUAAGCUCAUAAAAAGGAAGCUGCUCUCGGAUGGUUCUCCUUCUGAUUUCUUCAUUGACAAGGUUGUAGGGGAGAAGAUAAAGAAGGAACUGUCAAGAAUUCAGACAGAGCUUUGCGCUUCAAAUCCAAAUCUUCGAUUCACGAAUGAACAAAUUGAAGCGAUUUCGACAAGGCUUCCGGUGGACAAGGCUGACCUGAAGAAGUUCUUUCCCGAGUCGUGGUGUGAUCGGUAUGGAGGCGUUGUUCUGGACGUGGUGAGGAAAGAAUUCAAGGAGCAUGUUGGGGAUGAGUGAGAAAUGCAGCAAGAGAGAAACACGGUAUCCACUCAGCGCGAUGGGUUACAUUCCAAGAUGACGAGGAGAAUUGUCACCCAAAUCUGUUUGCUCCGCCGCCUGACAACAACCACAAUUACACCUCAAAGUUCCAUGAAACCAAUCCUUUCUGUGAUGAUCACCUUCACACCACCCCUAGGAAGCUGAGAUCGAAACCGGCAGCUUAUACACAAGAACAGAAUCAGAAUCAGAAUCCCUUUUGGAUCCCGGGGCAUGACUACUGACGUGAUACAUUUUUCUAAUCUGUUGUAUGAACUUCGAGAGAAGAACUCUGUUCUCCCAAGCAUUCAAAUUUUAUGUUUGAUUUGUAAAUGCAGGCAAUGUAUUAUCUCCUUAAAUGUUUCGGAAUUCGAUUCGCUCCUUGAUUUUUA
Molecule: messenger RNA, 2131 nt
Organism: Pyrus x bretschneideri (Chinese white pear)
Lineage: Eukaryota; Viridiplantae; Streptophyta; Magnoliopsida; Rosales; Rosaceae
Exons: 5
Coding region: 381-1721 (446 amino acids)
Source: RefSeq, a predicted model, not a curated record